AUGAUGGCGCAGCCGCCCUACGCACUGCCCUGGUGCCUUCACUACCAGCACAGAGAGGGCGGGGUGGGGGGUCGCCGUGAUCCCGGGCCCCCCUACUCUCCCACCAGCGUGCCCCAGCAUCCCCUCUACCACGGACACUAUGAGCCAGCGCAGACGCAUUUGCCCUGCAAGAGCGAUGACGAAGAAAUCCGGUCAGAGUUUCGAGAGCAUUACGCGAUCAGGUGUGGUGAGGCGGGUGAAGGCGGUGGUGGGGAGGCGGAGACACGAGCGCCAGCGCCCUCUGCCGGGGCGCCCUGGGGCGACGGCAUGGGUGCUGCGCCCGGGAGGGCCUUGGUUGAGUGUGAACGACAUGUGACAAGCUCGCCCGCGCCGGCAGUUAGCAGCUCGCGGUGCGGCGCCGCCUCGCCGACCCAAUACGCCACCUCUGCCCACGGUGGCAGUAGCACUGGUGGUAGCGGAGGCGGGCGGCGGGGCGCGUUGCAGUUGUGGCAGUUUCUAGUGACACUGCUGGCAGAGGGCGCGCGCUGCGUGGCGUGGACUGGCCGCGGCCUCGAGUUCAAGCUACACGAGCCCGAGGAGGUGGCGAGGCGUUGGGGCGCGCAGAAGAACAGGCCCGCCAUGAACUACGACAAGCUGUCGCGCUCGCUACGCUACUAUUACGAGAAGGGAAUCAUGCAGAAGGUUGCCGGCGAGCGCUAUGUCUACAAAUUCGUGUGCGACCCUGAGGCGCUGUUCAGUAUGGCGCGCGCCCCUCCGCCCGCGCCCGCCGCGCCCCCCGCGCCCUACCACGUGCUAUCGCAGCUCUACGGCAGCGCCGCAGACCCGCGCCGCUACUACGCGCCCUACGACGCC
This is a messenger RNA of Iphiclides podalirius (scarce swallowtail), 852 nucleotides long. Lineage: Eukaryota; Metazoa; Arthropoda; Insecta; Lepidoptera; Papilionidae. The record is from the annotation of a GenBank genome assembly.